GACGUUAAUGUUGCUGCGUGGCUCUUGCCUCACCAGGUCCCUCCAGGUUUCUUUCUCUUUCCGAUUUACGCAUAUCGUGCGAGGCCAUAGUUGACUCGUGUCUGCAGGCGUCGCCCCUAGAGCAGCCUAGGCGUUACUAGGCAUCGGCCAGGCCAGCGAGGGAGGGGGAGCCGGAUCGGUGUGAGUGCGGCGCGGUGCCGGGUCAGCGUGAGGAGUGUGUGCGCGGGACGGUCGGUUGCGAGGCAGAGCUGGUCUCACGCCGCGAGCCGAGGCAGUGCUCGACGGGGCUCCACCUUGGCCGCCCGUAUUGCACCUCGGCCUCUUUCUCACGCCCACCACACUGACUUCCACCUACUACACUCACGCCCGCUACACUGAUCUCCGCCCACGUUCACGCUGCUACCGUGUACACCCGCACCCCCCGCCACACACCACGCCGCGACACGCCACAUUCGGUAUCUCCCCCGGACGCCUCCCCGCGCAUAGAAGUGCAAAUAAUGAAGAUAACACGAACUGGAUAUAUACCUUUAUCUGAGUGAUAGAUGGAUGUGACAUAACCCGCCCCAGUGAGUGAUCCGUGGAUAAAUGAUGUGGCUGAGGCCCAUGGAUAAUGCCAAGCCUAUGUACGAUGUGUCAUUCAGCAUCUCCAUCUCGUCUGCCACACACAGCCGUGGAGGUGAUGGCGAGCGCGGGCUGAGGGGGGGACGCUCCUAGAUGGCGCAGGUAGACAGAGGGCGCGCCCGCCUGCCUCCUCCUCCUCCGCCACCCCGCCCGCGCGAUGGACGGUCGCCAUGCACACGCUCACGCCACGGCAGGACCAAAACCACUCGUCUUCGCCAAGGUCUUGCAUAAGGAAAUGGAGGCGCUGGUGAGAGAGAUGCAGGACCCGGAGACUGGGGUGCCCAUUCGAAGCCAGAAAUGGUUUCUCACUUCCAUCCCGUCUUCUUUUAUGGGAUACGAUCUCAUCGAGUGGUUGAUGGAGCGCCUGGAGAUCGAAGACUCAGUCCUUGCCCCAGCCUACCUCGCCAAAGCCGAGGCCAUCCACCUGGCCAACCUGCUGUGUCAGUACGGGUACUUCUUCCCGGUCGGCGAGUCCCGCUCCCUCAUCGUCAAGGAUGACUCCUCGCUCUACAGGUUCCAGACGCCGUACUACUGGCCAUCACAAAACCACAGCGCCGACUCCACCGACUACGCCAUCUACCUGACCAAACGGCUGUCUAGGAACAAGCAGAAACACGGCCUCGAGGACUACGAGCUGGAGGCCUACAACAAACUCAAGAAGACACUCUCUCACAAGUGGGAUUUCAUCACCAUGCAGGCGGACGAGCAGGUUAAACUGGCUAAGGAUCGUAAAAAGGGCGACAAGAUAGUGACGGACUCCCAGGAGCGAGCGUACUGGCGUGUGUACCGACCUCCACCUGGUUUCACGAACUGCCUCGAGAUCGCCCCCGUACCGGAUAAGACGAACAUGGCCAACAGAGUCCGCAAGAAAACUGUAGACGACCUAAAGAAAGAUAAUGAGUUCCUUGCAACGGCGGUCGGUCGCACGCGGCAGAAGGUGUCCCAGGCGGGCGAGAACCUCCUGACCCACUUCGACACGUAUGCUGAAUACGACCCGCAGCUGUCCUGCCCUUUGCCCUCCAACCCGUGGGUCACUGAGGAGAACGUGUACUGGAUUCUAAACAGCCCUAAAGUGGAUACCCUAACUGAGAAACGAGUGCGAAGAUGGGCUAUAUCUAUGGAGGAAUUGCUCAGUGAUCCCACAGGCAAAGAGGAAUUCACAAAUUACUUGCGGAAGGAAUACUGCCACGAGAACAUUCGUUUCUGGGACGCUGUCAACGAGCUAAGAUGGGGACCUGCUUCCGAUGUGGCUGAGAAGGUCCAGAGUAUAUACGAGGAAUUUCUUAAACCCGGGGCACCGUGCGAGAUCAACAUUGACGGGAAGACCAUGGAGAAGACACAGUUGUUGAUGAAGCAGCCGACUCGUUACACCUAUGACUUGGCCUCUGAGCAUGUUUACGUUCUUCUCUUAAAGAAGGAUUGCUACCCAAGGUUCCUCAGGUCCGAGAUGUACAAGAAUCUGAUCGCAACUGCCAUCCCUCUGCCGCCGCACAAGAAAAGGCCCAACUCCAUGCUGGUCCGCCUCAUGGCCCCCUCCAUGAUGCUGGCCUCAGGGCCCGAUGGCCGCGCCGGUCUGCAGAUGUUCCCCUUCAACUUCGGACCGGGCAAGAAGAAAGCGUCGACGGCCUCGGCGCCCAACAACAUCUCUCUGUCGCAGACGCCGCAGCCCCUGAAGCGCCACGGCUCCGACGAGCAGACGGCGGCGCUGGGAGGUGCGGCUCCCCACGGCAGCAGCAGCUCAGUGGGGGACGAAGGAGGACUAGGUAUCCACAUAGGAGGCCCUUCAACCACUAGCAACAAGCUUGAUUGUGAUCCUCCAUAUAGGGGCGAUCUUCCCAGUGCGAGAUAUGUAGGCCAUUGCAAUACAGUGGGGUUAAGCUACGCUUCAGAGAAACAUAGCCUGGUUCCCGUGGAUGUAUCACAGAGUAACACAGUCUGCCCUUGGGAAAGUAACACAGAAACGUCUACCGCCAAUGUCUGCCCCUGGGAGACAAGUGCGCCUCCAACAACUAUGCAGAGUCAGCAGUCAGUCAAAGGCUCCGACCAAAAACUGAGCCACCCCAAGGCACGGCCAGAUCGAUCAAAAUCAGUCGACGUGAGUUCUCUCAGCAAGAGACACGGGUCCGUCUCCGUGGCUCCAAGUCUGGUACCAGUGCUGACCGAGGGCCAGCCGACCACUUCCAUUUGUCCUUGGGAAAAUCAGGAGCUGCCGAAUCGCACAACAGAGAAGUCGAAGUCUAUUGAUGUGGAUGUUUGUCCAUGGGAAGUAAACGAGCCAGUUAAAAAGGCCUCAACCAGCUCCGCUCCUGGGAUGGUCACAGGUGAUUUAUCCAAUUUACAAUCGUCAGGUGCGCUGCAGGCACAACCAGAGCAUGCAGAAAAACCUUCAAAAUCAUCCCCAGGGUCAGGAAGUAGUAUAUCCUUUAGAGAAAGAGGAAGCAAAGAAUCAUCCCGACCUCCUAAUGAAAGAAAAAUUUCCAUACAAGUUUGUCCUUGGGAAAAGGUGGAAGAGGAGAUAGGAGGAGCAGAGACUCAUAGUUCAUGUAUAGUUAGUGAUAAGCCUAUGGGAAGAAGACCAAGUGACACCAUUGAAAAUAGGUUAGAGAAAGCCACAAAACCCAAAGAAAAAUAUGCUAGUACGGGUUCCGAAAGCCAAGUUACCCCUGAGUCUUUGGGAAUGCAAAUGGCCUUGGAGCCCCGCCAAGGGGCAGGCAGUGAAGGAACAUCUUCACCAUCAUCUACAUGUUCAUCAUCAAGCCAUAGCGACUCUCGUCGUAUCAAGAUCGACUACACAGUCAGAUCAGGUCACCUUCCAGGCCAGUAUGGUCUACCCAUCAUCACUACGCCAAUGGGCAACGUCAUACCAUCAUCUCACCAGACUGUGCACGGACACGUUGGUGCCACCCUGAGCAGCGGGAACACAAGCACAAGCAGCAGCAGCAGUGCUGGCGGUGUUCCUCAGACCACUGCGCGAGCAGAGUCUCCAAGAGCUGCCGGAACGCUCCCUUGCCCAGCCGAAGGAGGGAGCAAACCGAAUUCCCCGAAGGUGGCGACCAACGUGGUGGCGCCGUGGGAGGAAAACCCGCAGAAGAUGGCCGACAUCUGUCCCUGGGAAGAUGAUUCACUAACUCCCACUUGGCUCUGAAAGGCUGGCCUGGUGUACCUUAUCUCGCUCGAGGGAAAGCUGCAAGGUUGAUACACCCUUUGUGAAGACCUACGCAACACUGGGUUACUUGUAGCAGAGGUUACACACACUAGCCAAAGCAGGUCCGAGCUGAGUAGCAGCUGAAACCAAGCUGUGAUUGCGGUUUAGUAAUUUUGUACUGAGCCAGGAUGGUACUGGAAGAGAAAAAGAAGGUGGGCAUGGGAAGGAGCUGAAGAUUUGUUAGUAGUUACCCUUCAAGCGUGGAAGAGACUGGAAAGGUGUCGACAGGUCUGGAUGCAGAGAAAGAACAGGGAGAGCACAAACCGUGAGCUUGAAUGAGAAGCAAAGAAUAGCGUCUAGUCAGCAGCACGUCUCCCUGAGGCUGAGUGCCCACAGCUGAGCCCUUGAAAUGCACCGCCAGUGAGGCGUGCACGAGUCAUAGACGACAGGCGAAACUUAUGGACUGUUAAUGAUUUGAGGGCCGUGUAGUCCUAAUGUUGACGGCGCCAAGGAAGAAGAUUAUGACGCAACCAUGUUCCUCGCGUGGGGUCUGCAAAGCAAGGCGUCUCUGACUCCCUUACCUCCAACAGCAUGCACAAUUACCCUUGAAGUGUUAUGAUUUAAAUAACCAUUAGCAAAACAAUUAUAAAGUCAGUAUUAUGACUAGCAUGGUUGGAGUGAGCCUCUCAGAGCCGACUUGCUAAAUUGAGAGGAUGGGUCAGACCUCCGCGAACAUGACCAUCUGAACUGGUGAGCCUUACGUCUCCUUCUUUGGCUGAGGCUUGGAGUUGUAGAAUGGAACGGACUGGCUUGUCGAAAGGAGAUGGAUGAUAUCACUUGUUUGUUGGUUCUGCAAGAAGAAACGAAAGUCGAGGAGUGUGAAGGUGAAUCAUACCUCGGAGUGGAAGGGCAAUUACUCUUACAGGUCCUGAUGCUUCUUAACAUUCCCUUAGGUGAUUAAGAACUCUUGAGCUGGUGAGACCUGUCUUGGCACAAUACAACAUUGAUGCCACAAUCACAUGCUUGUUACCUAGGUGCAAAUUAAUUGUGUAAUAUGUGUUACAUGAAGAUGAUUGACUUUAAGAUCCUGAGACUAGAAGUGGUCAUUGUCCAGCAUUUUGUGCACUGAAAAGUUACAUUUACUUAGUGGAAACUAUUGUAAGCUCUAAGUGGGAAGUAAUGGCAUAUACUGUGAAUUGAAGACAAGUCCUUGGUAAAUAAUUCAUUAUUACAAUAUAGGAAAUUCAACAUGGAUUAGUAUAGCAUUCUUCAGUAUUAGAUCGAAGUGGCACAAAAGUAAAACUAGACAAAAAUCAACAAUUUAAUGUAAUUUAGAUCACCUUUGUAGACUGGUAAAACAUCAAUAGAGAAGCAUAGACUAUUCUUGUUCAUUCCAGUUGUUUUCGAACUAGGGAUGUGACUGAGUCGUAGGCGGCUGAUCGCUAGGUGUGAGUGUGUAUAUAAUUGUUUCAUGUUGUCUUGAGUGGUAUAAUCGUCUGUGCACAGCGCUUCUUCACGUGCGGGUGAGGGCAUAUCUGGGCGAGAGGGCAUGCCUUCAGCUGAGUUCCCAUUACUACUUUUUUUUCUUGAGCUGGGUAACUUUAUCCAAUGUAUAAUUUCCUAAACAUUAAGAGCAGAACAAGAGAAACAUUACGAUAUGGUGUAAACAGCUGAAAUGUUAUCCAUGAGAACGAAAAUGGCAGUUAAGAAAUAAUGAGGUUACACCAUCAGCCACCAGCUGAAGGCAGGGCCAGUAAGUGUUACCAACAAGCUAACAAUGGUACAACGAUACCAAAAAUACCUUAAAUGAAUACCUGUUUACCUUGAUAUUUUCAUAAGAUAUAAUUGUUUGUCUAAUUCUAUUUGUUAUUCAGUUGAAAUAUUAGGCAAAAAUAACAUGUUAAAUUAAACUAGAAAAUGUUAUAGAACCAAAAGCGUAUAUUUUGUAAAUUAGUAUUAACCAGCCAUACAUGGCACUGACGUAUGUAUUUCCAUAAAUGCUUUUCUUAUGUAAAAGUUCAGAUUUUGAGAAAGUAAUGUAAUCAUAAUGCAGAUACGGUUAAUCAGCUGACUAUAUGUAAAUUUACAUAUUAAGGGCUAUUUUACACGCCGAGGGUCAUUUACGAUGACCCUGGUGUAUUUGUUACCAAGUUCUGUCUUAGUCAGCUGCCAUAAUUCAAAGAAAAUAUGAAUAGGUAUUGAAGUGUAAGAGGAGUGUUACUAUUGGUAUAUCAUUUUCACAAAGCAUUAUGUAGAUGAUUCAUAUGUUAAGAUCACUUGACCUUCACCCGUUUGUGCAUGGCCAUAGAAGCCAUUCUCGGUGGACCAAGACAUGCAUCAUAUGCCAGUUGUACAUGUUCAUGGAAGAUUGGCGAUUUCAGGAAGACACCAGUGUUUCCACAUCAGACAGAUCCUGGACAAAAUUGAAGUUUUACUCCUUUCGUAUAAGUUCAAAGUAAGAGCGUGUUUCGCUGGCCUGAUUUGUAUAAUAGAGUAGCGUUCUUGUUUUUUCAGCUAAACGAGGGGGCCCAACACCUCCUGGGAUCGUCAAGCCUUCGAUGCGCUUUUUAUUUCAUUUGCUAUUGUUGCCACCAUACGUGAAGCUAUUUUGAAAUAUGAAUAUGUUUGUAACAAAUACUUGCAACUUUUGUAUUGUUUAAUUGGCAUGAUAUAAGUUUUAAACUUAAGCCUACCAGAGUUGUUGAAAGAAAAUUUAUAUUAAACUUCCUCGAAAAUUUGUGCCAAGGCAAUCGAUUACCGUUUUGUAGCUUAAAUUGUAUAUUUAUACCAAUAAUAUUAUCUCUUUCACUUUUAUGAAAUCACCUUAACUACAGUUCUUUCUAGCAUAGUAUCAUGAUCUUUGUGUUUAUGUGUGAUGUCAGACAGGGCUAAAUCACAUUCUUGUUUUUCACUGCACAGGACAAUAGCUCCAUGUCCCACUAGAUUAAUGCAGUGAUUGCUUAUUUUGCUUUCUAUUGUGCAUCAAGUUUCACUUAUAAAUAAAAUAUAAGUUACUCAUAUGUUA
Molecule: messenger RNA, 6791 nt
Organism: Penaeus monodon (black tiger shrimp)
Lineage: Eukaryota; Metazoa; Arthropoda; Malacostraca; Decapoda; Penaeidae
Product: regulator of G-protein signaling 9-like
Exons: 19
Coding region: 779-3766 (995 amino acids)
Biological process (GO): regulation of G protein-coupled receptor signaling pathway; intracellular signal transduction; G protein-coupled receptor signaling pathway
Source: RefSeq, a predicted model, not a curated record